Molecule: messenger RNA, 904 nt
Organism: Pistacia vera
Lineage: Eukaryota; Viridiplantae; Streptophyta; Magnoliopsida; Sapindales; Anacardiaceae
Exons: 3
Coding region: 52-804 (250 amino acids)
Molecular function (GO): protein binding
Source: RefSeq, a predicted model, not a curated record
AAUAAACCUUUCAAUACACUGUCAGUGUUCAAACCAAAAGUUAAAUCGGCGAUGAAAGCUGUAUUGCUCAGAACCACAUCGGUGCCGGUCCAACCUCCAGUCCGAUCCAGUUCACUAACUUCACUCAAAGUCUCUAUUUCACGUCAAGACUCUAGCUCCGGAGUUUUCUCCGGUGAAAGACAUACGAGUUCUCCUCGAGUUUCGCUUAAUUUUGAGAUGAAUAACAAGAGAAUCAGCGGAAUCCGACGAGCUCUGUCGCAAACCGACGUCGCCAGAUCGGACGUUUCCGCGAAGAUGAGCGGAGGCGGAACUCGGUUCGCAUCGUCGAGAAUUCCCGAGGAGGAUGUUAACGGAGUUGGAAAUGAUCGUGUAGAUUACUCUGGAAACUGGCCGAACAACGGCGGUAACAACGGCGGUGAUAAGAGAAAAAUGGGCGAUCAUUAUCGGGAGUUAGUGAAGUCAAACCCUACGGAUUCUCUGAUUCUUCGAAACUACGGAAAGUUCUUGCAUGAGGUGGAGAAGGAUACAGUGAGAGCAGAGGAAUAUUACGGAAGAGCAAUAUUGGCAAAUCCCGGUGACGGAGAGGUUCUUUGUUUGUAUGGAAACUUGAUUUGGAUGACACAAAGAGACGGGGUUAGAGCCAAGGCUUAUUUUGAUCAAGCGGUCCAUGCUUCUCCCAACGAUUCGACGGUUUUGGCAUCCUACGCAAGAUUUAUGUGGGAAUCAGAGGAGGAGGAGGACGAAGAGGAGGAAGGAAUCAAUAACAAAGCUCAAAUGUCAGCGCCAUUGGUUGCAGCUUUUUAAUCACACUGGAUACGUUUAAGGAAAAUAUCAAAUAUUGUAAUAUUAAUUAAUGGUACUAACUUUGAUAACCGGAGGAAUAAUAAUCUGUUAUAAUUUGUUA